UCCUACCGACUAUUUCGUUAUAAGUUGCCUAUCACUUCUUCCCACGUCAGUCAUUUAUACGCUUGCCGCUGACGAGCAUACAUGUCAAUCUUUGAACAACUUCGCCAUUUCAACAUUUUUAUACAAUAACGAUCGUGUCGAGCAACCAUGUUGUUACCGAUUCUUCUCAUCUCUUGUCUGACAUCCACGAACGCUGGAAUGAUAGAUGAUGUGAUAAAUCUAAUACCGAAAUUGGACCCAUCAGAACUGAUACCAGAAAUUCCGGAUUUAUCACCUGAAGUUCCUGAGGAUGCAAACCUUACCACAAUGCAACUAAUAAGCAAAUACGGAUAUAAUGGUGAGGAGCAUAAUGUGACAACUUCUGAUGGUUACAUUUUGGCACUCCAUCGGAUAACAGGACCAAUAAAUUCUACCGAUUCGAAUAAACCUGUUGCGUUUGUGGUGCCCGGCAUUCUGUGCGACUCGUCUUGUUAUACUAUUACUGGCAACCGAAGUUUAGCGUUUGUUCUGGCGGAUGCAGAGUACGAUGUGUGGAUCGCUAACCCGCGUGGCACUACAUAUUCUCGUGAACAUACAAAUGAAACAAUCUCGGAGAAGGACUACUGGAAUUUCAGUUGGCACGAGAUUGGUACGAUUGAUCUUCCAGCGAACAUAGACUAUAUUGUGAAGACCACCGGUUGUGAAAAAAUGUUCUACCUAGGACAUAGCCAAGGUACCACCACUUUCUUCGUCAUGUCAACGCAACGCCCCGAAUAUCAGAAGUAUAUCCUGGAAAUGUACGCUAUGGCUCCGAUCGCUUACUGCGGCAGGAUGAAGAGUCCCCUUUUACAACUGCUGUCACAGAUUACCGAAGUUGGGGAGAUUGCGCAGCACUUUGGCGUGAACGAAUUCAAUCUUGACAAUGAAUUAAUAAAUACAGGUGCACAAUUGGUAUGCGCCAGUGAAGCUAUUACCCAACCGAUAUGCGAGAAUGCGUUGUUCCUAAUGGCUGGAUUCAAUCCCGAGCAAUUUGAUUCGGAACGUUUACCAGCAAUCUUAGGACAUUAUCCUACUAGUGCAUCUGUAAAGCAAUUUCUACACUAUGGACAAAUCAUCAAAUCUGGAAUGAUGAUCACAUCGGGAAGGUUCCAACAAUAUGAUUAUGAGCUUGACAAUUUAGAAAAAUACCACUCACUUGUUCCACCAAAAUAUGAUUUGAGCAAGAUCACAGCACCGGUUCAUUUAUAUUACAGUAAAAACGAUUGGUUAGCUAAUACUAAGGAUGUGGAUAAGCUUAGCGAUGAAGUGGGCAAUCUCGCCAGCAAAAUUUUAGUAGCGGACGAGAAAUUUAAUCAUCUUGACUUUCUAUGGGCUAAGGAUGUGAUGAAGUAUUUAUACGACCCGAUACUCAAUGAAAUGAAUAAGAAACGUCAAUGAAAUGUCAGCAGCUAUUCCUCGGAAUUCCUGCGAUUAAUCUACAGAAUUUGCCUUUUUCGUUGACAAAUAUAUUUUAUCUUUAGAUCAACGUUUGCGUUUAAUGUAAUUCAGUAUACAUUGAUUUGAGUUAUUAAUCCUUUGUUAAUGUUUUAUAUCCCUAUUAAAUAUUUUUUCUAUUUGCAAUGUAA
Messenger RNA from Solenopsis invicta (red fire ant), 1604 nucleotides. Its product is annotated as lipase 3-like. Gene Ontology annotation, biological process: lipid metabolic process. Bases 148 to 1416 code for a protein of 422 amino acids. The transcript is spliced from 9 exons. The record is from RefSeq and is a predicted model, not a curated record. Gene Ontology annotation, molecular function: hydrolase activity, acting on ester bonds. NCBI's taxonomy places the organism in Eukaryota, Metazoa, Arthropoda, Insecta, Hymenoptera, Formicidae.